AUGUCGUCCAAGUCAAAGUCCAAUCCGCUCAACGGGGCACACACUGCCGGCAUCUUCUCCGACCUCAGCGUCGACGGCCCCGUCAUUGGCACCCUCGUGCUGGUCGUCGACCGUGCCAAGAACUUGCCAAACCGCAAGACCAUUGGCAAGCAGGAUCCGUACUGCGCGGCCCGCCUCGGCAAGGAGGCCAAGAAGACCAACACAGAUAUUCGUGGCGGCCAGACCCCGAGAUGGGACCAGGAGCUGCGCUUCACCGUCCACGACUCUCCAGACUACUACCAGCUAAAACUGUCCGUCUUCAGCGACGACAAGAAGACCGAGCUGAUUGGCGAGAACUGGGUCGACCUGCGGGACAUUCUCGUCGCCGGCGGCGGCCAGAGCGACAAGUGGCAGUCUCUCAAUUGCCGUGGCAAGUACGCUGGCGAAAUCCGCAUUGAGAUCACCUACUACGACAGCAGACCCAAGCCCAAGCCAGCUGCCCCAGCUGCCGUCUCUGCACCUACGACGACAGCAGCGUCCAACACGGGGAGUGCCCGGGGACGGCCGACGGCGGAUAACAGCGGACCAAACACAAUGGGCCCGCGGGCGCCCAUUGGCCCCAAACGGCGCCCUCUGCCGUCUGACCCAGUCACUGGCCAGCCGCCAGUCCAGCCGCCAGUCCAGCCACAGCCAGCAGCACAGUCGGCGCCUUCCCCUGGUCCCCCGGCACCAACACCGCAAGCGGCCCCUGCUGCUGCGCCGGCUGCAGUGCCAUCGCCCGGCUUUGUUCAGCAGCAACAACUGCCCCAGCAUAUGCAGACACCACCGCGUCAGAGCUACACACCGAACCAGUCUCCGCUGCCCUCUGCCAACAACUACAGCUACAACAGCAGUGCCAACUCGCCAGCGCCGGUUACACCAGCAGGCCAGUACCAAGACUACCAUGACCGGGAUCCAUACUUGGCGGGAGACGGCACUCGUUACGAAAGCACCCCCCCUGCUGUGCAACAACAGCAGCACCACGGGCACCAAAGCCAGCAAUCCCACCACAGCGUCCACAGCCCCCACAGCCACUCACAUGACAGGUCUCAGUACGGGAGUCGCGACUUCACCCCGGACAAUGCCCACCAGCAUCAGCAGCACCCAUCGUACGACCAACAACAACAAGAUUCUGGCGAGUACCAUUUCGACGGCGCUCCUGCACACUCCAUACCGCUCGCCAUGCCGCCUUCGUUCCAAGACCCCAACUACGCGCAACCGGCCGACGACCGCCCACCGCCGCCGCCAGCUCACCGCAGUAGGAACAACAGCAGCGGAGCGCCGGGUACGGACAGCUCGUUCCGCACCAGCUUCAACUCCUCAACACAAAAAGAUGGCAUGCCCGCCAUGCGUCGUGAAGUGCUGAGGAACGAGGCCCACCGGCACUCCGUCUCCACGGUGGCCUACCCAGGCCGUCCCACAUACCGGCCAGCGGACGCGAGCCCCGUGUCGCCGGGUCCCCUGCCCGACCAGACAUACCAGCCACCGGCUCCGCGCAACCUCUCUCAUAGAGCCUCUUACGACGGACAAUACGGGAGUGAGUUUGACAACACUCACGAGUCAUCUUCUUUCCGUAAGAGCGGCAGCCGGCCCGCCCUUCCUCCAAUUCCGCAGCAGCAACAGCCGGAGCCACCGCACCAAGAGCAAUCCAACUACGAUUAUGGGUCGCAAGGAUUCGAGAAUGCGCCGAGCCCUGCACCUCUGAAUCUGGGCUCGCAUCGAGCCAGCUUUUCGGCGUCUCCGGCUCCUCUUUACUCUUCGUCCGCACAGUCACAGCAUCGCCAGAGCGAUGCAGGCCAGUACGUACACAGAUCGCCGUCUCCCAUGACUCCGCACGAUUACGGUCGGAGAAGCCCAAGCCCGCUUCCCACGCAUCCGGUCUUGUCGUCGUAUGAUUCAUACGAUGGCCAGGACGACCCGUACCAGAGCAAUCACAACGAGCCGGAUGCUACACAUCACAGGGACAAUCCGGACGCAUAUAUGCUUCCUGCUGUCCCUGCGUCUCUUGUUCCUGGUGUACCUUCUUCGCUUGCCCUCGAACUUCGGUCCCGUAUCCAUAGUGAAGACCGCCGUGAGCCGCAGCUUCCGCAGCCGCCCCCGCAACAGCGGCGCUACACAUCUGCCAUGGAUGCGCCUCCACAAGCAACACCUCCCCGUGGCCGCCAAAUGCUCGAAGACCCAUCGCCGGCCAGUCUCGACUACGACUAUAACAAAGGGUCUCAGGUCCAGACGUACAGUACUCCGCAGCGCUCGCAAUUCUCCCAGUCGUACAGCACACCGCCACAGCCCCGGUAUGACCGUAGCCCGGGUCCGUAUUCUUCAGGCGUUCCGUCGCCAGCUGUUGUUGCCAACGCUCAGGGCGCAUCGCCGAAACCGCAACACACCAUCAAGCGCAAGUCGGUCAGCCCGGCACCUCCUGCUGCCUCGCCCGAGGGUGAGCGUCGUUUGUCCGGCAUUCCGUUCGGUCCUGACUCGUACGACUCCCUGAACCCGGCCCUGGCAGCAUCCAAGGACCUGGCCCGGCCGGACUACAAUGAAGCCAACGGCAAGAUUAUCGCACACGACGGCCGCGAGAUCGACCCGUCCGAUCAUCUUCCUGUAGAAUCAUGGGCGCCGGAGCCCGAACCAAAGCCGAGCAAUCCUGCGUCUGCCACAGCUUCCCCGGCCGACUACUCGACGCCGACGUCGGGGAGAAAGCAGCUACGCAUUGCCGGCCGGCCGCAGUCCUCAAUGGGCAGCUCAGGCGUGACAUUCAGCUCAGCCGACGAUCCCGGAACCACAUACACACCGACAGCACGCAACCGUCUCCAGAAGAAGGCCAAUCGCCAAAGUGUCGCCGCGAUUUCGGUGAGUAGCGGCACGUUGUCUUCAGGCUCACCCCAGGGGUCUACUCCGCUCGCACCGCUCACCUAUCCCCGCCAGCAGCAAGACAGUUUCACGCCACCACGGUCACUGGGACGCGCGAGCACGUUCGACUAUCCCAGCGAGAACCACGCACCGUCGACGUAUGGCAGCAGCCCAGGCCGCACUAGCUUUGGAAGCCCGGCGCCGCCUAUUCCGGCCAAGGUCCCCGUCGGUAGCAGCCAGUACAAUGGGGCAUCCCAUACCGGGAGCUUCAGAGGCAACAGCAGCUACGGUUAUGAUGACAGUGGAGACCGAAGCCCGGUGAUGAGCGGCGCUUUGAUGCCCACCGGACCCGCAACCAGAGCGCUGCCGUGGAAUGACAACAGUACAAGUGGCGGCAUGCAUGGCGGCCCUGGGGAGAUGGCUCUUUUGGAGGAGAUGAGUCGAAUCGAUAUUGGGACGGGCCGUGCUCGUCGUCACCAAGGUCGUUGA
Sporothrix brasiliensis 5110 is the source of this 3354-nucleotide messenger RNA. RefSeq lists its product as uncharacterized. Bases 1 to 3354 code for a protein of 1117 amino acids. The record is from RefSeq and is a predicted model, not a curated record. Lineage: Eukaryota; Fungi; Ascomycota; Sordariomycetes; Ophiostomatales; Ophiostomataceae. The transcript is spliced from 2 exons.